Molecule: messenger RNA, 1206 nt
Organism: Arvicanthis niloticus (Nile rat)
Lineage: Eukaryota; Metazoa; Chordata; Mammalia; Rodentia; Muridae
Gene: Tnfsf9
Product: TNF superfamily member 9
Biological process (GO): positive regulation of cytotoxic T cell differentiation; immune response; positive regulation of activated T cell proliferation
Cellular component (GO): plasma membrane
Molecular function (GO): tumor necrosis factor receptor binding
Source: RefSeq, a predicted model, not a curated record
GCCUAUAAAGCUCGGGCACAGGCGGGAGACGUGCACUGCCCGAUUGUGGCAAUGGACCAGUACACAAUUGAUGUGGAGAAUACCAGGGAUGCCGGACAUCCAUCAGUUACUGCGCGCCCCUCUGAUGCGGCGCUCCUCAGAGACACCGGGCUCUCCGCGGACGCUGCGCUCCUCGCAGAUACUGUGCGCCCCACAAUCGCCGCGCUCCGCACGGAUGCUUCGUGCCCUGCAGUUAAUGUUCGGGAUCCCAAGACCGCGUGGCCGCCUGCCCUGCACUUCUGUUCCCGCCAUCCGAGGCUCUCCGGCCUAGGCGCCUUGGUAUUGCUGCUUCUGGUCGCCUGUGUCCCUAUCUUCACCCGCACCCAGUCUCGGCCGGCGCUCACAAUCACCACCUCGCCCGACCUGGGCAUCUCAGAGAAUAUUGCAGACCAGGUCACCCCUGUUCCCCACAUUGGCUGCCCCAACACUACAAAACAGGGCUUUCCCGUGUUUGCCAAGCUACUGGCUAAAAACCAAGCAUUGUUGAGCAAUACGACUCUGAACUGGCACAGCCAAAAUGGAGCCGGGAGCGUGUACCUGUCUCACGGUCUGAGGUACGAGGAGGACAAGAGGGAGCUGGUGGUGGACAGUCCUGGGCUCUACUACGUAUUCUUGGAACUGAAGCUUCAUCCAACAUCCACAAACACAGGCCACCGGGUGCAGGGCUGGGUCUCUCUUGUUUUGCAAGCAACGCCUCAAGUAAAUGACCUUGACAACUUGACCCUGACAGUGGAACUGUUUCCUUGCUCCAUGGAGAACAAACUAGUGGACGGUUCCUGGAGUCAUCUGUUGUUUCUGAAGGCUGGCCACCGCCUCAGUGUGGGUCUGAGGGCCUAUCUUCAUGGAGCCCAGGACGCAUAUAGAGACUGGGAGCUGUCUUAUCCGGAUACCACCAGCUUUGGACUCUUUCUUGUGAAACCUGACACUCCACGGGAAUGAAUUCUUAUUCACAUGGUAAUGCACAUGGGUACUCUCAGCUACCCUUCUUGUGACCCCUGGUUGCUAAGUCCUCAAGCUGCUAUAUCUCAUGGGGCCUCGGCAGGGGUCCUCUCCUCCAGGACUUUCCUCUUGUCUUUAACUGGACUCAGUAUUUAUUGUGAGCAUAGCUCAGACAAGACUUUAUAAAAUUCAUUGGAUAGCAUUAGCAAACUGCUGGGCAGCUGCUAG